CAAGUGGACUUUUAUUGUUUUCCACCCACUUCCAAGUCGAUACUAUCUGCCGUCUCAUGUCCAUCCUAUAGCCUAUAUAAGCGGCUGCGCUGGGGCUGGCGGCGAUGGAGUAGUUUGUGGAUACAACGGGAGUGCAGGGACGGGAGGGGGGCGGGCGGGCCAGCCGCGGAAUACUUGGACUCCCCACCACUCGCGGGCUGCUGCCGUCCGGGGAGCGGCUCCCAGGGGGAAGACACCUCGGCUUCUGGGACGGAGAGACAGUGAAACAGGAGGCCUCCCACAGCAGCAGAUCCUUCCUCUUCAUCCCCUCGUGCACUCUUCAGGUCGGACUGCAAUGAGUGGACUGAGGUCUCCUGGGCUGCUGGGGCUGGUACUGUUAAUGCUCUCAGCAGGAUAUUGCAAAGAGAAAACUGACUCCACAGAUUUGAAGGACAAGCAAAGUCUCUUAAAUCUGAUCAUGGAGAUCAUUCAGGAACUGAAGAGGUACCACCUGGAGAAGGAAAGUGGGGUGCAGUACUUCUCCAAGCAUGACUAUAACUUGGAUCGAAGGGAAGUGGCUGACUACGGAGGAUACCAGGAUGAGCAGAGAGUUGAAAUAGUUCCUAGAGAUCUGAGGAUGAAAGAAAAGUUCUUAAAGCAUUUAACAGGUCCACUCUACUUUAGCCCAAAAUGUAGUAAACAUUUUCAUCGGCUUUAUCACAAUACAAGGGACUGCACCAUCCCAGCAUACUAUAAAAGAUGUGCCAGGCUUCUUACUCGGUUGGCAGUAAGCCCAAUGUGCAUGGAAGGAUAAAGAUGUUAUUACCAUGACAAGAAACACCAAGAACCAAGAGAAGUGCCUUGGAAACCAACAGGGAAAUAGAACUUACUACCUUUUAGCAAAUUCCAUUGUGAACAAGAGAUUUAUUUUUGCAGAUUGACAGACUACUUCCCAUAAUUCUUUUAACAUGCAUUUUGUAUGCCAUCAAGUUUGCAGAUUGACAUUCUUUACAGUAGCAUAACUGCCAGUAGUACUUAAUGCUCCGUACUUAAAAACACACUUUACAAUUGAUGUGUAAUG
Lepidothrix coronata (blue-crowned manakin) is the source of this 1060-nucleotide messenger RNA. It is a transcript of the gene ALKAL2, whose product is annotated as family with sequence similarity 150 member B. NCBI's taxonomy places the organism in Eukaryota, Metazoa, Chordata, Aves, Passeriformes, Pipridae. Gene Ontology annotation, molecular function: receptor tyrosine kinase binding; receptor signaling protein tyrosine kinase activator activity. The record is from RefSeq and is a predicted model, not a curated record. Gene Ontology annotation, biological process: positive regulation of ERK5 cascade; positive regulation of ERK1 and ERK2 cascade. The coding region runs from base 335 to 793 and encodes 152 amino acids. The transcript has 6 exons.